This is a messenger RNA of Dipodomys ordii (Ord's kangaroo rat), 1380 nucleotides long. RefSeq names its product carboxypeptidase N, polypeptide 1 (gene Cpn1). The record is from RefSeq and is a predicted model, not a curated record. The transcript has 9 exons. NCBI's taxonomy places the organism in Eukaryota, Metazoa, Chordata, Mammalia, Rodentia, Heteromyidae. Gene Ontology annotation, molecular function: zinc ion binding; metallocarboxypeptidase activity. Bases 1 to 1380 code for a protein of 459 amino acids. Gene Ontology annotation, biological process: proteolysis.
AUGUCAGACCUGCUAUCCGCCUUCCUGCGCCUCCUCCUCCUCUUCAAGUUGGUUGCCCCGGUGACCUUCCGUCAUCACCGCUAUGAUGACCUGGUGCGGACGCUGUACAAGGUGCGAAACCAGUGUCCCGACGUCACGCGCGUCUACAGCAUCGGGCGCAGCGUGAGGGGGAGGCAGCUGUACGUGCUGGAAUUCAGCGACGACCCUGGAACCCACGAACCUUUGGAACCGGAAUUCAAGUAUGUGGGGAACAUGCAUGGCAACGAGGUGCUGGGCCGAGAACUGCUCCUGCAGCUGGCUGAGUUCCUGUGUGAGGAGUUCCGGAACCAGAACCCACGCAUCCUGCGGCUCAUCCAUGACACCCGCAUCCAUAUCCUGCCCUCCAUGAACCCCGAUGGCUACGAGGUGGCCGCUGCCCAGGGCCCAUACAUGUCUGGGUAUCUGGUUGGCAGGAACAAUGCAAAUGGAGUGGACCUGAACCGCAACUUUCCCGAUCUCAAUACCUACUUCUAUUACAACGAGAAGUAUGGAGGUCCCAACCACCACUUGCCACUUCCAGACAACUGGAAAAGUCAGGUGGAACCUGAGACUCGGGCUGUGAUCCAGUGGAUACGCUCCUUCAACUUUGUCCUCUCGGCUAAUCUCCAUGGAGGGGCAGUGGUGGCCAAUUACCCAUAUGACAAGUCCCUUGAGCAUCGGUCCCGAAGCUCCCAUCACUCUUCCAAUUCCCCCACACCUGAUGACAAGCUUUUCCAAAAGCUGGCCAAGGUGUACUCCUACGCACAUGGAUGGAUGUACCAGGGCUGGAACUGUGGGGAUUACUUCCCAGAUGGCAUCACCAACGGGGCUUCCUGGUAUUCACUCAGCAAGGGAAUGCAAGACUUUAAUUAUCUCCACACCAACUGCUUUGAGAUCACAUUAGAACUGAGUUGCAACAAGUUUCCUCGCCAGGAGGAAUUACAGCGAGAGUGGCUGGGUAACCGGGAAGCUCUAAUCCAAUUCUUGGAACAGGUUCACCAGGGCAUCAAAGGCAUGGUGCUUGAUGAGAAUUACAACAAUCUCACAGGGGCUGUCAUCUCUGUCAGUGGGAUUAAUCACGAUGUCACUCCGGGUGAGCAAGGUGAUUACUUCCGCCUGCUGCUUCCAGGCACCUAUACUGUGACGGCCACAGCCCCUGGGUUCGACCCCCAGACUGUGAGUGUGACUGUGGGUCCAGCAGAACCAACACUGGUUAACUUCUACCUCAAGAAAAGUAAGGCCCAAGUGUACCCUAUGAGGAGAACUCCCAGCGGAGAGCAGGCAGCCCGCGUGAAAGUGCUAUCCCGGCCGUCCAGAAAGAAAGACCCAGGGAUGAAGAAGCCACACAGAGGUCCCGCCUGA